AAAAAUUAGUUUUCAAAAUUAAAUAAUAUGAUUGUGUGAGAGAGCUAAAAACAUUGCUCAUUAGUAAAUCAAGUCCAGUAAGAAGAGAAUGGAAGCAACUCAGGAAGACAACGGAAAACCCACCACCGCCGGCGAUGAUGAAGAGCCGAUGGUUGGUCCCGGACCGGCGCCUCGCGCCAGAGCCAAACGUCCUCUGCAGUUCGAACAGGCCUAUCUCGAUUCCCUUCCCUCCGCUAAUAUGUAUGAGAAGAGUUACAUGCACCGCGAUGUGGUUACUCAUGUAGCGGUGUCGGGGGCUGAUUUUUUCAUUACUGGGAGUGCAGAUGGUCAUUUAAAGUUUUGGAAGAAAAAGCCCAUCGGCGUAGAGUUUGCGAAACAUUUUAGGUCCCAUCUUGGUCCAAUUGAAGGCCUUGCGGUUAGUGUAGAUGGCACCCUAUGUUGUACGAUUUCCAGUGACCGUUCAGUGAAAAUAUUUGAUGUAUUUAACUAUGAUAUGAUGGCCAUGAUACGUCUUCCUUUUGUGCCUGGUUGUGUUGAAUGGGUCUACAAACAAGGAGAUGUAAAGGCGAAAUUAGCUAUUAGUGACCGCAACUCUUCUUUCGUUCACAUAUUUGAUGCCCGCUCUGGUUCAAAUGAAUCAAUAACAUCGAGAGAGGUACACAUCGGCCCAAUAAAAUGUAUGAAGUUCAACCAUGAAUAUGACACUGUGAUUUCUGCAGAUGACAAAGGAAUCAUUGAGUACUGGAAUCCGACUUCCCUUCAGUUCCCUGAAACUGGGGUGACUUUUAAGCUUAAAAGUGACACAGACCUGUUUUCGAUCAUAAAAUGCAAGACUACUGUUUCUACCAUUGAGGUAAGUCCAGAUGGUAAGCAAUUUUCAGUCACGUCACCUGAUCGUAGAAUACGCGUAUUUUGGUUCAGAACCGGAAAAUUGAGGCGUGUUUAUGAUGAAUCUCUUGAGGUUGCCCAAGAUCUACAGAGGAGUGAUGUUCCUCCAUACAGGCUUGAAGCUAUUGAUUUUGGACGACGAAUGGCUAUAGAAAAAGAAAUUGAGAAAACAGAAAAUGCACCUCAACCUAAUGCCGUGUUUGAUGAAAGCUCCAACUUCCUUAUAUAUGCCACCCUUCUUGGAAUUAAAGUUAUAAAUCUACAUACCAAUAAAGUUGCGCGGAUCCUAGGAAAGGUGGAGAAUAAUGACAGAUUCUUAAGAAUUGCCUUGUACCAAGGUGAUCGAAGCAGUAAAAGAGCACGAAAGAUUCCUGCUGCUGAGGCAAAUGCCAACGAAAGCAAAGAGCCUCUGAUAGAUCCCACCCUCUUGUGUUGUGCUUUCAAGAAGCAUAGAAUUUACUUAUUCAGCCAGAGAGAACCCGAGGAACCUGAAGAUGCAACAAAGGGCAGAGAUGUCUUUAAUGAAAAACCGCCUGCUGAUGAGCUCUUAUCUGUAUCUGAUAUUGGAAAAGCUGCGACGUCGUCUCUCCCAGAUAAUUUGAUCAUGCAUACUACCAUGGGUGAUAUUCACAUGCGUCUGUAUCCUGAAGAAUGUCCAAGAACAGUGGAGAACUUCACAACACAUUGCAGGAAUGGCUAUUAUGACAAUUUGAUAUUUCACCGUGUUAUCAAAGGUUUUAUGGUUCAGACAGGAGACCCUCUCGGAGAUGGCACUGGAGGACAAUCUAUUUGGGGAAGGGAAUUUGAAGAUGAGUUCCAUAAGAGUUUGAGGCACGACAGGCCCUUCACACUUUCAAUGGCUAAUGCGGGGCCAAACACAAACGGCUCUCAGUUCUUUAUUACAACUGUUGCCACUCCAUGGUUGGACAACAAGCACACUGUUUUUGGCAGAGUUGUAAAAGGGAUGGAUGUUGUCCAGGGUAUAGAGAAAGUAAAGACAGACAAGGGAGACAGGCCAUACCAAGAUGUGAAAAUCCUGAAUGUGACUAUCCCAAAAUGAGAACACCAGCUUACCUUGAAUCGGUGCGCUCUUAAUUAAUUUCACCUUUCGAACAUAGAGUUAAAUCAAAUGUUGAUUCUUAAAUUACUGCUUUUGUAUUGUUCUCUUCAUUUUUGUUAGUUUUGAUUGAGAAGAACUAGAUGAGAAAAUUUGUAACAUGAAUUUUGUUGUUAAUUACUCGUUAGUUUUCAGAGUAAAAAGUACUAAUGCAGUUUGGAAGGCAGAACUUCGUUUGUACUUUAGAGUUGUUCGUAACUUCUAACUUAUGGUUAAUGAAUUUUGUUGUUAAUUA
Molecule: messenger RNA, 2240 nt
Organism: Erythranthe guttata (spotted monkey flower)
Lineage: Eukaryota; Viridiplantae; Streptophyta; Magnoliopsida; Lamiales; Phrymaceae
Gene: CYP71
Product: cyclophilin71
Biological process (GO): protein folding; protein peptidyl-prolyl isomerization
Molecular function (GO): protein binding; peptidyl-prolyl cis-trans isomerase activity
Source: RefSeq, a predicted model, not a curated record